AAGAUAACCAGAUGUUGCACAUGUGUCUUAAUUUUCAAUAACAGCCUAGUUAAUCAGACCCUGAUCCACCAUGAGGCCUGGUCUCAGACCGAGCCGCGGGGGUGUUGACCCCCGAAACCCUCUCCAGGUAAACUCCAGGUAACACAGCACCCAGUAUGCUCUACAACCAGUUUACGCUCAUGCCAUGGCCUACGUAUCACCUAGUUUGCAAACCCAACACUUAGUGUAUAAAUACAACACCGGGAUGUAAAUCUAACACUAGAUAAGGUAAUAAAUUUCAUUAGCAAGAUUUAUAAAGCUUGUAUCGUGAGAUAUUUUGUCUGCAUAAUACAUUAUUUAACCUAACUAGACUUUUCUUUCCUGAGUUCUGAUUCUGGUAUGUCUUUAACGUGGUUUACAUUGUUUCCAGGUGUCGUUCACAGCGUCGAUGGCAUUCGUAACAGCUACGUCAGACCCAUCGGUUUAUUUCCCACCUACGCUACCAUAUCUACAACACAUCAACCACUCACAUCCCACCUACUACCCGCAGCCCACUUACCAUCAGCAACCAACCCUGGCCCCACAACUUCCCUACAAUGGGCACCCAGUCAUUGUGCCCUCCUGCGCUGCUAACACCACCAAAACUUGGUGCAUUGAAGACACUGAGUAUCCCACCUACGAGGUCCAGAACGCUCUCCAGCUUCACCACUUUCUCUUUACUACCCUCUACGCUGACUGGGCUGCUCUCGAGACUAACGUCUCCGUCGCACGUCCUAAGAAUAAUCAGGCGGAGACGUACCUCUGUCCCUCGGAAAACAUCUACGUCAAGCCUCUGCGAGCCCAGAACACCGAAGGUGUGUGGCGCGUCAUUGUCAACGACAUCAAGGUCAAUUAUGAAACAUACACACAGACGACACGACUUGAAGAGUGCAUGACACCUAGUGAAAAUUGCCCACUGGUUCCUCUGUGCUACGAGUCCAAGUGCCUGCAGAAGUUCACCUAUCAGCGCUUACUCAUCUACGAUCCCCAUGAUCAACAUUUUCCCUUCGCAAUCAACACCUUCAAGCUGCCCGCAAGUUGCGUCUGUCUACUAGACAACUUCACAUUGUACAAGGAAACAACUUAAAAGCUCUUGAAAUGUAUGUGUGAUACGAUUUAAGUUCGAACCAACGAACUCCAGUUAGGAAGGAGAGGCUGUCUGGACCUGAAUCGAAAAGUCACGUCUCAUUUCCCAGGCUCCGAAUGAUCGUUAUGGAUUUACCUCUUCUCUAUGAUGAUGAUGACAAUAACAUUUUUAGAAAAUCAGUCAUAUGCAGAUUUAAGGAUCUAGAAUAAGUAAAAAUCUGUGGAUUUUAUUAUACAUUGAUUUGAGAACA
Molecule: messenger RNA, 1355 nt
Organism: Cherax quadricarinatus
Lineage: Eukaryota; Metazoa; Arthropoda; Malacostraca; Decapoda; Parastacidae
Product: neurotrophin 1-like
Biological process (GO): central nervous system formation; innate immune response
Cellular component (GO): extracellular region
Molecular function (GO): growth factor activity; Toll binding
Source: RefSeq, a predicted model, not a curated record